This is a messenger RNA of Blastomyces gilchristii SLH14081, 2408 nucleotides long. RefSeq lists its product as uncharacterized. Lineage: Eukaryota; Fungi; Ascomycota; Eurotiomycetes; Onygenales; Ajellomycetaceae. The record is from RefSeq and is a predicted model, not a curated record. Bases 725 to 1111 code for a protein of 128 amino acids. The transcript has a single exon.
CAACGAUGGCGCUGAGCUAUUCAUGGAUGCCCCGUCGGUUUGACCUUUCGCUUCUGGUAGGUCUCACAGGUUUGGUGCUCGACAUCAUUUAAGCGAAGCUUGACUCAACAUGUUCCAUAUACCCUCGUCCCCUCUUCUCCACCACCUACAACUACUCCGAGCUAGCAGCUACUCUACUGAUAGAUACAGGAGGGAAGGGAUUCAGUUUGAUAGGAUGAGUUGAUACAAAGGCUGGUCAUUGGAUUUUCUAGAAAAUGAUAUUGACUCAGUGUAUGAUCAUUGUCAUAAUCUUGAAGACAUGCAUCAACGAAAGCCUUGAUUUUGAAAUUUUCAAGCAUGAUCAGGUCUAAAAUACAGGGAACAUGGACCUAAAAACAUUUGUAGCUUCCGGGACCUGUGCGCUAACAUAUGAGAAGCAUAGAAAGUCUCAGCUGUCUAUUUACCAGGGAGGAAGAGGUGGUAUGGCAUUCCGGAUCCAAAAUCUAGUUUUGGUCAGUAAUAGGAUUUCGUUACUCUUUCACGACAGUGUAAAGAGGGGAGUUAAAGGCAGCAGUGACGAAAAAGCAUGCGAGAUAAUCAUUCAUAGCCAUAACGGGCUGUUUGAGCAAAUUGUCAAGGUGUGUUGAUUUUCUCAUGUCCCACUCACGGGUAACUUACUAACUUGGAGUACACUAUAUUCCGACUUGCGCUCACGGAUCUCCACACACACAUAUCCAAUUUUCACAUGGAAACAAUCCGCAACUUAAUCGGCGCGAACCGCCAUCCGAGAGCUUAUGCAAUGCGAUUACAAGGAUGCUUCGAAUUUUGUGUCACUGACCAGACAGCACGCACAGGUUUCCAGGUUGCUGUCAGGCUGAGUUUGAAGCAAAGCGUUUGUUUAGAGCCGCAAGUGGAACUCGGCAACCAUGAUCGUCGUGCUAGCCGGCCAGGAAUGGCGCUGAUCAACAACCUCGCCGACCGCCACGAGGUUGGACCCGCUGGCUGCGGAGUGGCUCCCUAUGCCACUUCGGCCCACCAACUUCCCUCACGGUCUCCUGAGCCGGUUAGCAUCGUGUGGCCUGAGUUGUUAUUUGUUCAUGUACUCUGUGCGGUACAUAUACAUGUGCAUUAGUGUACUUCAUUUCUUCGUCAACGUGUUGAGGUGUGGUUGAUUCAAAUAACUACUUAGAGUUGUCUUCCCCACGAUAUCCUGGCGCACUGCCCUUUCCCAAGCUAUGACACUACCACGGGAAACGUUCCGACAAUUUUAGAACUCAGUCAUCUUGAAGUUUUACUAUGCACUAAUCUCCAAAUCAUUAGAAAUUUCUGCCCACUCUUGGGAAGCAACCCCCUGACACGAUUGGCCCCAGAGUCCAGUGACCAUAAAAUACAUGUCCAAUUCCUCAGACUUUAAUAAUGACUACCAUAUCUGAAUCUAAAUCUAAAUCAUAUCUAUUAGUCUUAAUCUACAGUACCUACCCUUCCACCCCUCUCACAGCCUCAUAAUCUCCCCAUCCGCGCCAAUCCCACCGCGAAAAUGCUCAGAAAUAACCCGACCCCCCAACACCGUCUCCUCAACAAUCCCUUCUACAUGUCUCGGCUCAACUCUUCCAUACCAAAUCCCUUUCCCAGCCAAUGACAUCGCCCCGCCCUGUCCAUUACCCGGCGACGACAAUGACGGCGGUAGGUAAAUAAUAACAUUCCCCGCAUACUUAUGCCCUCCAAUAUGACUUAUUAGCCCCACAUUCGCCUGCCCAACAUCAUCUGCAAACCCACCAUCGCCAGCUUCCUCGCCGCCACUGACACGGAACCCUCUCCCCUGCAAGACGCGCCGGAACUCAGCCUGCAAAAGCGGGCCCAGGAUCCCACACCGCUGGUCGCGAUGGCCGUGUCCGCAUAUCAGGAUGGUGGGGGAGUGUUGGAUCCGCACCAUAUCUGGGAAGAGGGAGGGUUGGAGGGUGGGGACACGGCGCAUGUGCUCCCUCUGGGCGGCAGGGAGCGCGUCGUGGGCUGGGUGGAGGGUUGUGGGGAGGAGAAAGACGCGGACGAAGGCAUCUAGGCUGGGUUCGUCGAGGGGGAUUGUUGGUAUGUAGCGGAAUGAGGGGAAUAGGAGGGCGGAAGCGGUUGUAGGGGUGGUGGUGGUGGUGGAAGCGGUUGUGUUGUAUGGUCGGAAUGAGGUAUUUGUAAUCAUGAUAUUGUUGUAUGGCUAUUAUUUACUUCCGCAAAUUCGAAUUAGCGAAGCCUCGUAGAGAAAUCCUUUUUGCAACAUCUCGGUUCCAUCAUUCCUGGCAUGGGAAUCCAGCAAUCAAGACCGGGGAGUGGGUGACGCGGUGUUCCCGGACCACCCGUAACAGACAAUAGGGCCCUAUAUCAAACCGGUAUACUCCGUACUCACAUCAGCAUACCUUCCUCCUCUCCCAAUGAGCCCC